Molecule: messenger RNA, 1014 nt
Organism: Rhinocladiella mackenziei CBS 650.93
Lineage: Eukaryota; Fungi; Ascomycota; Eurotiomycetes; Chaetothyriales; Herpotrichiellaceae
Product: 3-hydroxyisobutyrate dehydrogenase
Exons: 3
Coding region: 1-1014 (337 amino acids)
Biological process (GO): L-valine catabolic process
Cellular component (GO): mitochondrion
Molecular function (GO): NADP binding; 3-hydroxyisobutyrate dehydrogenase activity; NAD binding
Source: RefSeq, a predicted model, not a curated record
AUGACGAAUACUUUGGUAUCCUCUGCCCUGCGGCGGAGCUCCUCACAAUACCUGAAAACUGGUGUCAGACACUUCUCCCUUUCAGCUCGUCGAGAGGCAUCCUGGGGCUUUAUUGGGUUAGGUGCCAUGGGGUAUCCUAUGGCGAAGAACCUCCGAGCAAAGAUCCCCGAAGGCGACAUCAUGACCAUCUUUGAUGUAAAUACGGCUUCGUUGGAGAAGUUCUCACGGGAGGCCACACCAGUUGGAGUUGUCGUGGCGAAGAGCCCCAGAGAGCUUGUGGAAAAUGCUGAUAACAUCAUAUCAGCACUACCAGAACCUCGCCAUGUCAAAGGCGUAUUCGAAGAAGUCCUUGCGUCGAGUCUUCCUAACCCACCCACUGAAAGCUCCAGACUUUUCAUAGACUGCUCAACCAUCGACCCUACAACCUCGCGAGAAGUUGCAAAGAUGGUAAAAGAGAGGGCCGGAGCCAAUUUUGUGGAUGCACCGAUGUCUGGUGGUGUAGUAGGUGCUCGAGCUGGAACACUGACUUUUAUGGUUGGUGCGGAAAAGGAGGACAUGCCCAAGAUUCAAGCCAUACUUCUCUUGAUGGGAAAGAAGGUCUGGCAUAUGGGUCCCCAAGGAACGGGGCUAAGUGGAAAGUUGGCUAAUAAUUAUGCACUGGCAAUCAAUAAUAUUGCGGCCGCUGAAGCAAUGAAUUUGGGCAUGAAAUGGGGCAUUGAGGGCAAGGCGCUAGCUGAUCUCAUCAAUUCCGCUACGGGGAAGAGUUGGCCAAGUGAGAUCAACAAUCCUGUUCCUGGAGUCAUUGAAACGACCCCGGCGAGCAGAGAUUAUGAAGGGGGCUUUGGAGUCAGUCUGAUGAACAAAGAUUUAAGGCUGGCUAUGACCGCAGCAUCAGAAGCCGGAGCCAAACUGGUAUUGGCCCAGAGAGCCAAAGAAGUCUAUGAUGAAACUGAGAAGGCACACAAGGGAAAGGACUUCUCGGUGGUAUAUAGAUGGCUCGGCGGCAAGGAAUAG